This is a messenger RNA of Impatiens glandulifera, 2454 nucleotides long. RefSeq names its product cysteine-rich receptor-like protein kinase 46. The transcript is spliced from 8 exons. The coding region runs from base 289 to 2406 and encodes 705 amino acids. Lineage: Eukaryota; Viridiplantae; Streptophyta; Magnoliopsida; Ericales; Balsaminaceae. Gene Ontology annotation, molecular function: ATP binding; protein kinase activity. Gene Ontology annotation, biological process: protein phosphorylation. The record is from RefSeq and is a predicted model, not a curated record.
UGGAUGCAAGAUUUUUUCGUUCAAUUCAUUCUAGCACCACCACUUAUCUUUCAUUCUCUGAUGCAAGAUUCUUCGCUCCAUUCAUUCUAGCACCACCACCAUCUAUCUUUCAUUCUUCGUUCAAUUCGUUCUAGCACUACAACCACCACUACCACAUCCUAUCUUUCUUUCUCCUUCUCUUCCUAAUGCAAGAAAUCAAGCAAGCACUCACAACAGCAAUGAAAUAGAUAUAUAUAUAUAUAUAUAUUUUGUUCAUAACAUUCUCUAGUGAGACGUCUGUUAGGAGAAAUGAAUAUCAACUGGGUCGGGUCGGGUCUGGCUACAAGACCCUCGUCUUUCAUGUCCUCCUAUUCCUCUUUUCUCCUUUCCGCCACCAUCUUCAUUCUGAUAUUAUCUUCCUCAACAAUAAUCGCGGAUCCCCGAACGGUACUCGUCUCAAAGUUCUGCAAUAAGGAUUUCCUUCAGGACAGCGCCAAAUACGUCCGUAGCUUCCAGAAGCUCCUGGAUCCUAUGCGAGAAAAAAUGAAAGGCAACGGCUUUGCCACAGGAGAGGACGGCGACGCUCCCAACCGUAUUUACGUACUCGCUCAGUGUAUGGGAGAUCUCUCCGAAGAUGAUUGCGCCACCUGUUUUAUCGAGACCAGUGCGCAUCUGCCCGGCUGUUUUCCCCACACCGGCGGCCGCGUCUACCUCGACGGUUGCUUCAUGCGCUUCGAUAAUUACAGUUUUUUUCAGGAAACAACAAGUCCGCAAGAUGUGCAGAUAUGCAGUGAAGAUGUUAGCUCGGAGCAAUAUGUUAAUGCAACAAAUCUUUUAGUUUCUGGACUAGUGGAGAUGGCACCGUCUAAGGAGGGGUAUGAUGCGGAAAAUACACCACCUGGAAUUAUAAAGGUCUAUGGCAUGGCUAAUUGUUGGAAUACAUUAAGCAAGGAUCAGUGCGCCAAAUGUCUAAGUAACGCAAGCUAUUCUGUCUUAAGCUGCCUGCCAUCAGCGGAUGGUCGUGCCCUUAAUGCUGGUUGCUUUCUCCGUUAUUCCAGCUACCAAUUUGCUAACAAGUCCGUUAACAAUCAAGGUCAUUUCCUUAAAUUCCUUGCAUAUAUUCUUGGAGGUGUUGGGUUCUGCUUGUUGGCAAUUAUCCUGGGAAUCCAUAUUGGCAAAACCAUUUACAGGAGACGACAAGAACGUCUCUAUGAGAAAGAAGUGAUGAACGUCAACUCAUCGGAAUCACUGAGGAGCUUGAGGUUCAAGUACUCAACACUACAGAAGGCAACCGAAGACUUCAGUCCUGAACAUAAGAUUGGACAAGGUGGAUAUGGAGAAGUAUUCAGGGGCGUUUUUCCUGAUGGUAGAGAAAUUGCAAUCAAGCGGCUGUUUGCAAGUAGCAAACACAAUGCUGAAGAAAUUCGAAAUGAAAUGGAUAUUAUAAGUCAAUCUCACCACAGGAAUUUGGUUCGAUUCCUAGGCUUUUGCUUUGCUGAUGACAACCUGCUAGUCUAUGAAUUCCUUGCUAAUAAGAGCCUCGACCAAAUGUUAUUUGAUCCAGAGAAGAAAAAAGAACUAGACUGGAAGAGGAGACUUGGGAUAAUAAAGGGAACAGCAGAAGGUUUGGAGUACCUUCACAAAGAUUGUCAAGUGAAGAUUAUUCAUAGAGAUAUAAAAGCGAGCAACAUCUUGUUAGACUUGAAAUGCAGGCCCAAGAUCUCAGAUUUUGGCCUAGCAAGGUUCAACGACACCACCAAUCAAGGGGAAAAGGAAAGGAAAGGGGGGGAGGAAACAAUAACAGCAGAUCAAGAGACCAUUGCUGCUGGGACGUUAGGGUAUAUGGCUCCAGAGUGCCUUGCUGGGGGUGCGCUAACUGACAAGGUAGACGUUUACAGCUAUGGAGUGGUUGUACUUGAGAUUGUAUGUGGAGUUAAGAAUAGCGACUAUUAUCAAUCCGAUUAUUAUAACCCAUUGUGCACUCUUGUUACCUCUGCGUGGAAGCAUUUUCAAGAAAACAGAGUGGUAGAAAUGAUAGACAAAAGCAUGGAGAUAGUGGAAGAGUCUCCAGAAAAGGAGGAAGUUGUAAGAGUUGUCCAGAUGGGCUUAUUGUGUACCCAAGAGUCUCCUUCUCAACGCCCAAGCAUGACUAAUGUCGUUCAAAUGCUUAGGCAAAGGGAGAUGGAAUUGCCUACUCCAUCAAGGCCUCCUUUCCUUGAAGAAGAUGAUGAAGAUCCUGAUCCAGAACAUCAAGAAGAAGUAGAAAAGAACUCCACAGAGACUGACUAUUUAUCUCUACCUUCUUCUAAUUCUUCUUCUUCUAACCCACAAUUAUUAUUAGUACAACAGCACUCCCAUUCUAUUUCUGUUGAUUCCUCCUCUAAAUACUUUGACGCACAUAUUAAUAAUGCUGGUGCUUUGAGAUGACAUCCCCACUCUUUUCCCUUUCAUUUUUCCAACUUCAUUUUGCUUUUA